GGUUGUGUUGCCAGACGAACCCUGUUGAUUUUUUUUAACGGUAUGAACAGCAGAAUGCAGAUGUUGAUAGAAGAUUAGGUAUCAUCACGCAUAAAACUGUAGUUGGCGCGCGCAUAGACGUCCACACCACAACACCGAGGCCUACCCCGAAAAUAUUCGCCUUGACCGUUGUUGAAAGAUAAUAAAAAAGUGAAUUCCGUUCGUUCCUUUCUCGUGUCCAGAUGGAUUUGUAUCGUGUUCGGAGAGUGUAAUUUUUAAUGUUUAAGCACACCGUCUCGUUUCCCGUUUUGCACAGCCCGGUAAACGGGUGCGCAUAAUCCAUAAAAUGCGAAUAUGGUCAGGUCCCGGUUUCUCGGCAAACCUCCCAAAACGCGUUGUCAGAGGACGAUGGUCCGGGUUGGAGUGCCAAAUUUUGUGGACAACGAGGCCAAAAACGCUCAACUGAUAUCUCUAGCGUUGGACGUGUUCCGCACUACGUUUGAAACUGACAACGAUGAGCAACAACAGGAGUUCAGAGGUUUCAGCGACUGUACCAAGGCCGCUUGUAGUUUAGCUGAAAUGAAAAAAGAAAUUACCGAAAUAUGUCGACAGAGAGGCAUCCCUUAUGAAUCGACAGUUAAAAAUGAAGAUCUGUCUAGUAGUUUAGGUAGUAUGGACUGUCUGAAAGUUCAAAAUAAAGUUGUAUCAACACCUGAAUUGAAAAAAUCUACAAAUAAAGAGGCUGCAAAAACUAUAUCUUGUUUAGAUGACGACCUUAAUUACACUUUUGCAAAAUCAUGCAAAGGAGGUCCGUUAAAUUUGAAUCAAACAAGUGGUGAAGUACAGUGCGGGAUUUGUGGUGUUGUUCGUUUUUAUAAAUCUAUAGCGAAGACAAAAAAAUAUGGAGCCUACAGCUGUGAUUCUUGCAGAAAAUUCAUUACCAAAUCAAUUGAGAAUACAAAAGUUAUUAACCGUUGUAAUAAUGAGAGAGGUAUUGGUCAGUGUCGUAUUCCCAUCGGUAUCAAGUCACAAAAUAGGAUUACACGAGUUAUAUCAAUAGAUGCUCGGUGUAAAGCAUGCUGGCUUCAAAUGUGUUUGAAACGGUUAAAGUUACCAGAAGCGACUAUUGAACGACUUUUAGAUACACUUCCUAGAGAAAUGGUACCAAUCAUUUUAUGGGCUUUAAAAAAACCAGAUCCAUGGACUAUAAGUAUAGAUAGUACUCUGCAAAAGAAAAUCAUUCGCGAUUAUAAUCUUCAUAAAGAAAUUAUUAACGCUUUACAAGAUGAAGACAGUGAUGAGAAUACAGAUGAAAUAGAUAGUAAUGAAGACAGUUAUGAUGAUUCUUCUGACAAAUCUGAUUCAGACAUUGAGUAUAUUGCCAAAAAAAAAUGUUAUAAAAAAAAAUCUAAAUUAGAAGAAAAACCAAAUAAACGCAAAGGAAAGACGAAGCGAGCCAAAAAAAUAGAAUUUUGUAGAGAGGUUCAGUCAAAUGACAUAAGAAAAUUAGCAUCGUCUCGCUCAAAAAUUACACCAAUAUCCAAUUUAACUUACGAAUCUAAAUCACUUGCAGUUAAAGGACCUAGAGUUAAACAUGUUUGUCGUAGUGCUGAAUCAGUGUUUGGACAAACUCCGGCUACAUUUAAAAAUGUUUCUGACAAAAAUGAAAACGCACUUGAAGACAACAGUUUGUUAAAAACAGAUUAUUUCCUAAAUAAUAAAAAUGAAGAGGAAGAUGAAAGUUUAUCGGAUAGUGGUUAUGGAAUUAUGGAUUCAUGCAGUCAUUCAAAGAAUUCUAAAUCCUCAACUCCUGUAGAUAGUUAUCCUACAUUUCAACCUAAUAGAACGUUGCAAGAUUUAAUGAUGCAAGAUCACAUAAAUGCCAAUAACGAAAAUAUAGAAGACCAAAAUACAGUUGAUUUAGAUUUUCGGGAAAGUUAUGAUCCUGACAGAAUUGCUGAAAAUGGAUUUGCUGUCGUAGGAACAGAGCCGCUAUUAGUUCCUCGAGGUGCUGUAUGUUACCUGUGUGGUAGUGCUGGAAUGGAAAAAUUAAUCCAUUGUGUUAGCUGUUGUGAACCUUAUCAUAAAUUUUGUGUAGACGGCGUCGGAAUUGGAAUUCCUUCUCACGAAAGUGAAUGGUCAAAAAUUAGUUGGACAUGCCCAAAAUGCAAGUUAUGUAAAGGAUGUCAAAGUAGAGGCAAAACCCGACCAAAACUGACAUGUCAAAGAUGUAAGGAUUCAUAUCAUGACAAUUGUUUAAAGGAUAAGUUGACUUAUGAUAGAAAUAGGCCUUGGGCAUGUCCAUCUUGUAGAAAAUGUAAAAGUUGUCAAGUGCCUAGAGUUGAUUAUUUUGUUGGUAAUUUGGCUCUCUGUGCUGUAUGUUUUCAUUUGAGACAACAGGGUAAUUAUUGUCCUUUGUGUCAACAAUGUUACAGUUCUGAUGAUUAUGAUUCAAAGAUGAUGGAAUGUGCAGUUUGUAAACAUUGGGUGCACGCAAAAUGUGAAGGCCUGUCAAAUGAACGAUAUGAAGUUCUUAGCAUUUUACCAGAUGUCGUGGAAUAUGUUUGCAAGAGUUGUACAACUGAAAGUACUGUACCCUGGCGAUCUUAUGUUGACGAAGCAUUAAAGAAUGGUUUUAAAACAGUAUUAAUAUAUCUGGGGAAAAAUAAGAAGACUUGUGAUUUAAUAAAAUGGAGCCCUCAAAAGCAAUCACCUGGUUGCGUUUGUAAAAAAUAUAUACCGCCAUUUCCAUCACUUGAUGGUGAAUCUACCAUUGUUGCUCAAAAACUAAACAACGAUGAAAUUUCUAAACAGUGUGUUUGCCAUGGCUUAGAAGGAUGGUCCAAAGGUACUCCUACAUUAGUAACAAUUAAACAAAAAAUUAAUAACAACGAAUAUGAAUCACUUUGUCAGUUCAACAAUGAUAUGUUAAACACUAUUGAUAAAUUUAAUGCUCCCGAACUUAAAGAAGAAUAUAGAAAAAUAGUUUUUGAAGUAUUUCCAUGGUUUAGCAAUGAUUUUCAAGACAACUCUCCUCGAAAAAGUUCCUAUUUGUCUACGUCAAUACCAAUCAUAAGUCCACCUAAGUUCAUUCCAAAACUAUCGUUAAACUUACUCAAUUCUGAUAUUAAAGCAUUACAGGAUAUGAUGGGUAAUGAUGAAAAUAGUUAUUAUGUAACUCCAAAAAAUAAAGAUAACCGAAUUUGCCAGUUUUGUAAAAAGGUAGGAGAGGGUAUGCCAGUACGAGAAGGUAGACUUCUAUAUUGUGGGGACAAUAUUUGGGCUCACGCUAACUGUGCAUUGUGGUCGUCGGAGGUUUUUGAAGAGAUUGAUGGUUCAUUACAAAAUGUACAGUUGGCCUUGUCUCGAAGUAAACUAGUCCGAUGUGUAGUUUGCAAUGAAAGAGGAGCAAGUAUAGGUUGUUGUUACCGAAAUUGUGUAAAAACAUACCAUUUCCAAUGUGCCAGAAAAGUAUUUUGCUUGUUUAAUGAAAACAAAACGGUUUACUGCAAUAACCAUGCAUCCGAUACUCGAUGCAAUGUUAAGGAUUUUACUUUAGAAAGACUGAUUUAUGUAGAACAAGAAGAUAUCAAACAAAAACGUAUCGAAAGCUCAGAAAUUCAUAUUCUAAUUGGUUCAUUGUAUAUUAGUUGCAUUGGACACCUGCAUCCUUUCUUAUCAGAUACUAUCGAAUCCAUAUUGCCUGUUGACUUUAAAGCAAAAAGAUAUUAUUGGUCUACAAAAGAACCAUGGAAACUGAUUCAAUACGAUUGGUUGACUAAGGUUGAAAAUCUAACUGAGAAAUUUAAAUUUGAUGAUCUGAACUUAACUAUUGAUCACGACUUAAGAGACAAUAAUGUUGAUAUAGUCGAACCUAAGAAAGAAGUCAAUCUUAAUUUAUUUACAUCGAUUCACUUGGAUAAUUUAGACAAAUGUUAUGAAAUUUUAAAAAGAACUGGUCCUCUUCAUAAUGUUAAAACAAAAUAUUGUAAAGUAGAUGACAUAGAUUGUUUUGCGUAUCCUAACUAUGAAACGGAUACAGAAUUAUCUACAAUCGAUGACACAUGCAGAAUGGAGCUUUUUUCUCACAGCUACGGACAUAAAACCACAACAAUUCCACAGUUGGAUGGGUUGUACGAUUCGAGUGAUGACUCAGAAUUUGAUUUGUACCAUAUUGACAAAUUAACAGAUGUUAUUGACGAUUGUACUAAUGAUCAACCCGUAAAGUGCGAUCGAUGUCAUCGGACGUACAGAACUAGUAUAAGUUUUGAACGACAUUUACCGAGUUGUAAUUUUGAUUACGAACUAGGUAGUGAUAGUGAUUCUAGUGAAGAUGAAAAGUCGGAAAAUAAAACUGAAUCCAAUUGUAUUCCAGCGAUAGAAGAAAAAGUCUUGCAUGUCGAACCUAUAAAAGAACAAUCAAAUUUAAUAUCUCAACAAAAUUAUAUUCCCGUAACUCAAAUUCAACCGCAACAACCACCACCUACUGUUAUUCUUCAGCCGAUGCCAUCGUUUGUUCAACCACCACCAAAUGAUGUUCAGUAUAUAACUAUAAAUAAUCCUCCAACUCAACCGUUAAUGCCGUGUUUUCAAUAUCAGCAACAGCCAACUGUUAUUGUUCAACCCUCCAUUGACCCAACAACUGUAGUACUUAACAACCCUUCUAUGGACAUGUUUUUGACUCAAAGCAACAAUUUGUUAUUUAGUUCUCAACCUAUGAUCAUGGGGUUAGACCAAACUUUUAAUAUGGCUUCAAGUUAUACUUUUACUCAAUCGCCUCAAAUUUAUCCGUCCCCAAAACCUGUAGAAGUUAGUACUACUCAAAUGACCAAUCAAUAUUACAUUAUAAACACUGAGCCUACUACAGUGUCUAACGAAUGGUCAUACAACAUAACAUCGGAGAUUAAGGCAGAACGUAAAAUAGUAUGUACACCACAACCAAAAGUCUAUUCAAAUCGUAGAUUAAAGUCAACAGAGUGUUAUGAUACUAAAGAAAAUAUUCCUAACAGCCUAGUACAAUCGGUUCAAAAUCAAGCUUAUAGUGUCAUGAAUAUUAUAAGAAAUGUUAAUCCAGAGCCAUGGAAAAAACAAAAUAUAAAAACAUAUCCACCUAAAAGAAUUGAAGAAAAAAAAAUUCUCCCGAAAUCUAUAAAUUCUUACUUAACUAGACCAUCUAUAACUAAAAAAGCAAUAGAAACAAAAACAUCUUCUCCGAUUGACAUUAAUACUGUAUCCACUUCAAAUAUUAAAGAAAAAAUGUUAUCAUCUAGUCCAUUGAAAACUGAUGUAAUGUCUACGAUGAAAGUAGAAAAUAAACAUUCGCCAACGAAACCCGAGUAUAUGGCGAAACCAUCUCCAACUAACAUGUUAAAAGUUAUGCCUUUCCAAAGAUGCAAUGAAAAACAAGAGUUUAAUUCGCCAUCAAAAGCAGAAAAAGAUUCACUAGUUAAAAUAGAAAAAAAUUCAUUUAUAUCAUCACCAAAAUUAGAAAAUCAGUCUGAUAAUUAUAUAAAAACAUUGCCAAUUUCUAUAGAAAUACAAACAUCACUUUCACCACCUCCUUUAAAAAGAAAAAAAUUGUCAUGUGAUAAACCAACAGAAGAAAAAUCUUUAUUGAAUACUGAUACACCGUCAUCACCUUCAAAUAACGAAACAUCACAUUCUUCUUUAGUAGUAAAAAAUCAGCCAUCAACUAUAUCAAAGGUUGAUACAUCACAUCAAUCUUUAUUUACGAAAGAAAAACACUCGACUACUGAUCAAACAACCGUUGCAAAGUCAUUAUCGCAUACAUCUGAUGCGAGCAACUUAGUUUUUUUAAACAUAGAAAAAGAUAAGUUUGACGUUCACCAAAAUACGUAUCCUGAUCCUGUCAAUGGAAAGGUCAAAUUGUUGGAACCGGUUUCUAAUCCGUUUGAGAAAUAUUUAAAAACAAAUUUCCCUCAAGAGGCAAAGAACGGGAGACCUCAACAGAAGCAAACAGGGCGUCAGUGGUCAACAGUUAUGUCAGAUCGUGAACGUACUGUACCUCAACUGAUGUUUGAAAUGAAUUCUGCAGAUGGUGUUUUUUGCAAAGACCGAUCACUCGUAGAAAUAUGGUCCAAACUGUUUGAAGCUGUACAAGUAUCUCGAAAUGAACGUAAAAUGCCUCCUUUACCAUCAAGUAACCCAUUUGCAAAUGACAUAACUGCAGCCAUUCGUUCGUUGGGUCUAAGUAACAAUUUUUUAAAAUACCUAUUAGAACAACUCUCAGAAGCUAAAGAAUUUGUCAAGUAUAAGCCAACUUACCACAAAGGCUUAGAUGUUGUUGGUUCCACAGCAGAAAACCCUUCUGGGUGUGCUCGCACCGAAAUUAUUGUAAGAAAGAACAGGUAUGAUAUGUUCAGUUGGUUAGCGUCGAGGCAUCGAAAGCCACCUAAAUUAUUGGCCAACAAUGAAGAUUUUGGAGGGCGACGAGCGAAUUCUUUACCUAAUGAAAUGAAGUACAGAAAUAUGAAUAAAACAUUGACAACUACUGUCGGAGUUUAUCGGUCAGAUAUACACGGCCGUGGAUUGUUUUGCUUAAGAGAUAUCGAACAAGGAGAGUAUGUCAUCGAAUACACUGGAGAAGUUAUAAGAUCUGUAGUAAGUGAUGUACGCGAGCGGCUUUAUAAUAAAAAAGGAAUAGAUUGUUAUAUGUUUCGAAUUGAUCAAGAUAUUGUCAUAGAUGCCACAAUGAAUGGAAAUUCUUCCCGGUUUAUAAAUCAUUCUUGUGAGCCCAAUUGCCAGUCAAAAAUCGAAACAAUUCAUGGAAAAAAACAUAUAAUGAUUUUAGCCAAGAGAAAAGUACUUCAAGGCGAAGAAUUAACAUAUGAUUAUAAAUUCCCAUUAGAAGAUGAUAAGAUUACGUGCCAUUGUCUUUCAAGGAGGUGUCGUAAAUAUCUAAAUUAAAUGAAAAAUUUAAUUGUAUUACGUACAUAUACUGUUUAGUUUUUUUUCAUUAUUAUAUUUCUUAUCAUUUCUUUUCUCAUUAUAUUUCUUUUGUAGUUUUUUUUUAUGCAUUAUAAUUGAACAAACUAACUUUAUUCGUCUUUUUUUGUAAUGUUUCCACUACUAUGUCUAAUUGUAUUUUUUUUUAUAUUUUGGGAACAAUUUUUCUUUUUACUUUAUGUUAUUAUAUUUUAAACCAAACAGUUAUAAUUAUUGAGCAUUGACAAUUAUAAAUUGACUAAAAUUUGUUUGUACUUUAAUAAAGUUGUAACUAUCAAAUAUUCUAAAAUUGUAUUUAAAUAUUUCAUUUGUACCAACUGUUAUAUAAGUAUUUUUUCCCCAAUUUGUAUUACACUCGUCAUAAGAGAAACAAUGUGAUUAAAUUAUAAUUAAUUUUUAUUGUAAUUUGUUUGCUAUUGACCAUUAACACAUAUAAAUAUA
Molecule: messenger RNA, 7386 nt
Organism: Adelges cooleyi (spruce gall adelgid)
Lineage: Eukaryota; Metazoa; Arthropoda; Insecta; Hemiptera; Adelgidae
Gene: trx
Product: histone-lysine N-methyltransferase trithorax
Exons: 17
Coding region: 334-6906 (2190 amino acids)
Biological process (GO): positive regulation of DNA-templated transcription
Cellular component (GO): nucleus; histone methyltransferase complex
Molecular function (GO): zinc ion binding; protein binding; sequence-specific DNA binding
Source: RefSeq, a predicted model, not a curated record